CGGAAGGGGGCAGCCACUGGCUGCGUGCAGGCGGCUGCCAACUGUAAUAAGCCUUUCUGGCUCAGACCGAGCGCGUACCAGGCCGCCCCGACCUGGGUUCGAGAGCAGCUCGACAAGACCUCGCGAUGCGGCAGCCCGCCUUCCAGGACGAUGGCGUCUCCGAAGGAGCGCCUGGUGGACCUCUUCCGCGCACUGGACGCCCGCGGGUGCGGCCGCGUGCCCCGCGCGGCCUUCGAGGGCGCGCUGCGCCUCGCGUGCUCGGGGGACCCCGCGCAGCGGGAGGCGCUGGACGCCGUGCUGGCGCACGCGGAGGGCGACGAGAUCCGCUACGAGGACCGCUCUUCGAUUGGCUGUACAGCGAGCCCUCGCAGCAGGGCGGCGGGGCGGCCGAGGCGCAGGAGGCCCACGGGCCCGCCGCGGCCGAGGGGCGCAGCCCGCGCGGGCUCGCGGAGGCCUCGUGCCUGGCGCCCAGAGCGCAGGAGGAGCCUGGGCGGCGCGCGGCCUGCGCGCUCCGCGGCGACGCCACCGCGGGCUCGGGGGCCGCGGCCAGCGGCGCGGAGGCCACGCCGGAGCAGCUGCGAGCCGAAGAAGAACAAGCUGGCAAAGGCACACCUUUCGAAGGUCCGCUCGGAUGUGCCUCGGAUCGGCGCAAGAGGCGCCGCCAAGGGGGUGCCGAUCCGAGAGAUCCGCACGGCCCUACGAAAGCUUCUGUUUGUAAGCUAGAACGUUUAAUCUUCAAGUGUUUGCGUUUUGAUCUUCAAGUGUUAGGCCUCCUCCUCCUGCUCCUCCUCUUCCUCCUCCUCCUCCUCCUCCUCCCCCUCCUCCUCUUCCUCC
Messenger RNA from Prorocentrum cordatum, 834 nucleotides. NCBI's taxonomy places the organism in Eukaryota, Dinophyceae, Prorocentrales, Prorocentraceae. The record is from the annotation of a GenBank genome assembly.